GAGGUUGAAGAUGAACAUCACCAUUUUUUUCUCCAGAAUUCAAAGGAGACUCUCUCUGUGUCUGUAGACGCCCUUCUUAAAAAUAACCUAGCUUAGUAUGUUCUAGAAAUUUUAUCAUAUAGCUGUUUUCAGAAGAGUUGAUUGUUUUAGAGCAUAAUCGAUUCUGUUUCUCAUCAUUUUCAGACAAAUAUCCUACAGAUUAUUUGUUGGGUGAUGAAUUUGUUAACCCAGAGCUCAAAUUUGUGAGAAUUUAAGGAUCCACAAUUUUGUUUGAGAACUAAUGGAUAAAUUAGAGAAGAGAGGAGUAGGAGGAGGGUGUAAGCUACCAGAAACCACAUCCGAUUUGUUUUUGAAAUGGGGUAAUAAAAAGAGACUCAGAUGUGUGAGGAUGAGAGACCCUGAUGAUGCUGCCGACCCAUCGUACGCCGUUUCCGGCGGCCGUAGGAUUCGCCGGAGAAUUAACUCUCGUUUUGUUGAUUUCCCUUCCGAUAAUAGCAAUAAUAAUAAACAAUCUUCUCUUCAAACACCAUCUACCCGUCUCACAAGGAAUUCCGAGACAGCAGUUCAUCUAAGAUCGGAGAACACCCGGAAAUCGUCACCGGAUAAAGAGGUGUAUACGACAAGAGGAGGUUCUGCUUCGGCGGCAGGUGGGGUAGCUGAGAAACCGACGACAUCUCCGGUAGACGGCGGUGUAGGAGAUCAAAAGGUGAAACAUGUUUGGCCAAAACUGUUCAUAACAUUAUCAAGCAAAGAGAAAGAAGAAGAUUUCAUGGCAAUGAAAGGUUGCAAGCCUCCUCAUAGACCUAAAAAAAGGCCCAAAAUCAUCCAAAGAAGCUUGCUUUUGGUGAGUCCCGGAGGAUGGUUGACCGAUAUGUGUCAAGACAGAUAUGAGGUCGUAGAAAAGAAGAGUACUAAAAAGAGACCAAGAGGAUUAAAGGCCAUGGGAAGCAUGGAGAGUGAUUCAGAAUGAUAAAUGUCACCCAUACCCAUAUACCCUUUUGUAAAUCUUUUUUUUUUUUUUUUUUCAUUUCUCUAAAUGGAAUUUUAUUUUAUUUUUUGGUUUCA
Lactuca sativa (garden lettuce) is the source of this 1065-nucleotide messenger RNA. RefSeq lists its product as uncharacterized. The record is from RefSeq and is a predicted model, not a curated record. NCBI's taxonomy places the organism in Eukaryota, Viridiplantae, Streptophyta, Magnoliopsida, Asterales, Asteraceae.